Penicilliopsis zonata CBS 506.65 is the source of this 966-nucleotide messenger RNA. RefSeq lists its product as hypothetical. The coding region runs from base 1 to 966 and encodes 321 amino acids. The record is from RefSeq and is a predicted model, not a curated record. The transcript has 3 exons. NCBI's taxonomy places the organism in Eukaryota, Fungi, Ascomycota, Eurotiomycetes, Eurotiales, Aspergillaceae.
AUGGCAAAUCUCAUUCGUUUUUUCCUCGAUCGCCGUCAGGGAGAAGACGAGGACUUCGCCCAGGUCCGCCAGACGGUUAUCCAAAGGAUCAACGAGACGUACGAUCUAGUCGAAGACCGCGAUGGGAUGCAUAUUCAGAGUGACUCGCUGGAAGGCCUGCAGAUCAAAUGCGAAGAUUUGAAUCUUCAUCCUGAUGAAAGCCUUGAUGGGUCCCCCCAACCGGUGUUCUUCAAGCCGUGGCCGCUGGCUUCAUUCCCUAGACCGCAUCCUACCGAUGAAUAUACCAGUAAACAAGUCGAAAUUUACAAAGCCAAGAAAUACUGGGAUAUCGAUUCUCCUUUGCUCGCCUACCAAAUCAGUCAGGCGAACUAUCUGUCUUCCAUAAUCGGAAUCUUUUUCGAAGGGCUCCUUCGCGACGUGGGCAGACCCCAGUAUAAAUAUCCUCAAUGUCUCGAGACCAUGGCAUCCUGGAUACACAAAGACUUCACAUACAACAUCUUCGCGGAUGACUUCGACCCACCGCUGUGGACGUCCGUGGACUGGUAUCCCGGAGAGGCAUGGAAGUCGACCAAGAAUGUCCCCCAUAUCAUGUUCACUCUGAUCCUCGGAUAUGAGCCUACUGAAGACCUCUUCCAGGUAGAGGUGCUCUCCAUCCUCGCGGCAAUGAUCACACGACUCGAAGGCGAUGAAGAUCUGGCGCACAACACUAUCCCAAUUAUGGUCAUAUCGAUCAUGGCAGGAAUGAAAGCCAGGGUUCUUCAAGCCCACUACAACUAUCAAGGCCUUGUCAUUCGCAAGUCCCAGAUGAUAAGCUUCCCAACGGUCGAUGAAGCACUCCCGAACAUCGACCUAUUUCUGAGAUUCAUGGCGAGCGAGUGUGUUGGCGACACGAAGAACCCAGAUAUUCUCAUGAAGGUGAGCUCUAGAUUAUUCGAAAACAGUAACAUGAAUGGAAGGACCUACUAA